Molecule: messenger RNA, 4005 nt
Organism: Phaeoacremonium minimum UCRPA7
Lineage: Eukaryota; Fungi; Ascomycota; Sordariomycetes; Togniniales; Togniniaceae
Product: putative abc multidrug transporter protein
Exons: 15
Coding region: 1-4005 (1334 amino acids)
Biological process (GO): transmembrane transport
Cellular component (GO): membrane
Molecular function (GO): ABC-type transporter activity; ATP binding; ATP hydrolysis activity
Source: RefSeq, a predicted model, not a curated record
AUGAUCAGUGUAUACCUGCUUGUGUUGUUGCUGACAGACUCGGCUCGGAUGCGUACCUUGGCCCUCAUCUCUGCAGGCGACAAAACGUCCAUCGCCUUCGCCUUCUCUGUGGCCCUUCAAACCGCCGGACUCGCCGCAGAGUCCGUCACGAAAUCGGGCUUCAUUGCAGUGGAUGAGAAGAAGGUCUCUCCCGAGUCUACUGGUAAUCUUUUCGCCCGGUCUACCUUUACGUGGCUGCGCAAGCUGCUCCUAAUUGGGUACAAGAGGGUGAUUAUGGUGCGCGACCUGUUCCGCCUUGACAGCGUCAUGGAUUCAGAGGCACUGGCUGCCAAGUUCCGCGGCUUCGCGCUCGAGAAAGCGGGUAAGAAGCGCAAGUCCACGACGCUGCUCUUCGAGACUUUCUGGAAGCUCAAGUGGCCAAUCUUCGCUGCUUUCCCGGCAAGACUCAUUACGAUGGGCCUCACAUUUGCCCAGCCUUUCCUUCUCGCAGAUACUGUCGGCCUAUCUGCAUUGCCUGUUGUGAAGGAAACCGACCAAUGGGGAUAUGGGUUGAUCGGAGCUUUCAUCCUUGUCUACCUUGGACUUGCCAUCGCGUCUUGCCAAUACCAGUACAAGAUGGUGCGCGUGGUGACAAUGACCCGCGGCGGUCUGGUCAGCCUCGUCUAUGCUCGCAGCAUGAACCUUGAUCCUAAAGACCAGGCGAAGGCUGGAGCUGCACUGACACACAUGAACGCGGAUAUUGAGCUGAUUACAGCUGGUGCUUUCUACAUCCAUGAGCUGUGGUCAAGUCCCGUGGAGAUUGCUGUCGGUAUCUGGCUAGUUGAGAGACAACUCGGAGUUGCCUGCUUGAUUCCAGUCGUGAUUGCCAUUCUUGCCGCCGGCGCCACGUUCUGGCUCACCAAGCGCAUCAACUCUGCUCAAACGGCUUGGGUCGGCAAGAUCACGGAGCGAAUUGCCAUGACUGGCGUCACCUUGAACUCCGUCACAGGCUUGAAGUUGGCCGGAUUGCUUGACAAGAGUCUUACCUUACUUCAAGGGAUUCGUGAAAGUGAAUUGCACAUCUCCAAGACAUUCCGAAAGCUGCUCAUCGUGAACAUGCUGCUGGCCUACGUCUCUCCUGUUCUCACACCCGUCUUUACCUUUUUGCUAUUCGCGCUUGUGUCUAGGUCCGAUCCAAGCUCAUCGCUGACCAUCAGCCGCGCUUUCUCUUCCCUGGCUCUGUUGACUGUCAUCGCCUCACCAUUGACGAUGAUUAUCAGCAUGGUACCUACCCUCAUCGUGUCAUAUAAUUCUUUCAAUCGAAUCCAACGGUAUUGCGAGCGCGAGGAAGAAGCGCCUGCUGCCCCCUCGGCUAGCCUUGACGAAAAGUCACCCCCGACCAACUCCAGCUCCAACAAUGACCUGCCGAUGCGCUCGCUUCCAGCCUCUGAAACUAGUGACACAGCAGUCAUUAUUGAGAAUGGGUACUUCUCGUGGGUGCCUGGGGCUCUAUCCGGGAUUGAGAACGUGAAUAUGGUGGUCAAGAAGGGAUCGUUCGCGAUGAUAUUGGGCGCCACUGGAUCAGGCAAGUCUACAAUUCUGAAGGCACUAGUCAACGAAGUUCCCGAGGCUAGGGGAAUUGUGCACUGCAUCCAAGGCGCGAAAGGUUACUGCGCACAGACGCCAUGGCUCCCGGCCGGUACAGCGCGUGAAGUCAUCAUGGCUGGCUCUCCCGUCGAUAUGGAAUGGUAUCGCUCGGUCACAAAAGCAUGCCAACUAGAGGAAGAUUUCCGAGGAUGGGAUGAGGGUGAUGACCAUCCAAUUGGGAGCAAUGGUGCUGCCUUGAGUGGUGGACAGAAACAGCGCGUCGCUCUUGCUCGCUGCAUUUAUUCGAAAGCCAACUUGAUGCUUCUUGAUGACAGCUUAUCCGGUUUGGAUGUUGAGACAAAAGCCGCUCUGCUUGAACAGGUGUUUGGCGCAACUGGAUUGAUCCGAAAGCUCAACACAACGGUGAUUCUGGUGUCGUCUACAAGAGAACACCAGGCCCUCGCAGACGAGGUCAUGAACACUGGCGAUGCCGAGGCGACCCCAGCCGCCGCUGUGCCAUCAGAAGCGGCAGCGGUUGCCGAGCCACCUAAACCCGUGCUCAGGCUCCCGAAAGCUUUGAGAGAUGCUAUCGAGUCAGAAGCACCAGUCGCCGAGGCACCGGCCGCUGAGAAGGUUGAGGUAAUGACAGACGCUGUGAUUGCGGAAGACACAGGGUCCUCCUCGAAAGAGAGAGACCAAGACGACGACGAAAGCAGCAAGGGUGUACAAGAGAUCGAUCGCGACAACGCGAGACAGUAUGGAGGGCGUGGCGCUUACAAGUACUACAUCAAGCCAAUCACAUGGGCUUCGUUGAUGACUUUCAUCAUCUCUAUCAUCCUGUUCACCUUCUGUCAGGCGUUCCCAAGUGUGUGGCUCAAGAUGUGGGCCGAGCAUAACGAGAAGCAUCCUGACAGCCAGCUGGGGCUGUAUCUCGGUGUCUAUGCUGCUCUUGGUGUUGGUGCCAUUGCUUGCAUUGUUAUCGCCUCCUGGGGCUUCUUCGUCAACAUUAUUCCACAGACUGGGUCUUUCUUCCAUCAAGUCCUGGCUACCACAGUGGCAAACGCUCCCUUGGCUGCGUUGUCAUCGAUGGAGCCUGGCGAGAUCACCAGCAGAUUCAGUCAGGAUCUUCAGAUGAUCGACAUGGAGCUUCCUCUGGCCACCAUGAACACCUUCGCUUCUGUGACGAUUUGCAUCGCUAGCGCUACGAUUGUUGCGGUCGCCGGAAGAUAUGUGGCGAUCGCCUUCCCGGUUGUCAUUGCGAUUUUGUUCUUCAUCCAGAAAUUCUAUCUGCGCACAUCGCGCCAGCUUCGUUUCCUGGAGCUGGAGACCAAGGGCCCUCUAUAUUCGCGUUUCCUCGAGUGCAUCAGCGGUCUCAGCACAAUCCAAGCCUUCGGUUGGGAGGAAUACUACGAGCGCAACCAGUGGAGUUUCCUGGAUACGUCCCAGCGGGCUUACUACCUCUUCCAGUGCCUGCAGCGUUGGCUCACUGUGACUAUUGACCUCGUCGUUGCGAUGUUAUCUAUUAUUCUGGCGAUUGUCCUGAUCCAGAUGCGUAGCAGCAUUGGCGGCGGCUACAUCGCUGUCGGUCUGGUGAACAUCAUGACCUUUAACGGCCAGCUGAAAACCGUCAUCAUGCAUUGGACGUCGAUGGAAAUUGCACUUGGAGCCAUUGCUCGCAUCCGUGGUUUCUCAACCGUGACCGAGAAUGAGAAUGAGGGCCAAGGGACCGCUGAAUGCCCCCCAGGGUGGCCUGCGAAAGGUGGCAUCCAGGUCAAGAAUCUGACAGUAUCAUAUGGCGGACGACCGGCGCUUCGAGGAGUGAGUCUGGACAUUCUUCCACAAGAGAAGAUCGCAGUGUGCGGACGGACAGGCAGUGGCAAGAGUACGCUUCUUAUGUGUUUGCUCCGCAUGGUCGACCCUGAUCAUGGAUCGUCCAUCCUCAUCGAUGGCGUGGACAUUCGAACACUGUCGCGACAGCGCGUCCGAUCGGGGAUUGCGUACGUGUCGCAAGACCCGGUGUUCAUCAUGGACAAAGUCAAGACCAACCUCGAUCCUUCGGGCGAGGCGACCGACGAAGCGAUGAUUGAGACACUGACCAAAGUCGGUCUCUGGGAGAUCAUUCAAGCGUCUGGAGGUCUUGAAAUGACCCCGAUGCAGCUUUUGCCGCUGUCGCCUGGUCAGAAGCAGCUCUUCGUCCUCGCAAGAGCCAUGCUUAGACCCAAGAAGAUUGUCCUUCUGGACGAGCCGGCGUCAACGGUCGAUGAUGCCACGGCUGAUCGCAUCAAGGAUCUUAUGCACACCGAGUUCCGAGAUUGUACGGUCAUCAACGUUGCCCACCGUCUUGAGACUAUUAGGGCAUACGACAAGGUGUUGGUCCUGCGCGAAGGCUCCAAGGUCGCAUACGACAGCGUGAGCGCCGUGCUUGAGAGCGACGAGUGA